AUGGCAGUUGAUAAUAAGAAAUUCCAUGUUUUGUUUAUUGGAGCGGGAAACAUCACCUUCGGCAAUGACAAUGUUCUUUGGAACCAUUCGGUGCGGAUCGAAACAUACCUAGGCACAAAACUCGAAGUUAUUGGAAUUGUCGAUCCUUCUGUGGAACGCGUCCAACAAGUACUUUUUCAAAAGUCUUCGUCACCGGCCGCGACUUGCUACGAGAAGACGAAGCACUUUCUCACGCUACAAGAGGCACGAGAGCAACUGAGACGCGCAGGGGCUCUACCAGAUCUCAUUUUGUUAGCCACCCCGCCCCAAUUUCGAGGAACUACACAGCCAGGGCGCGAUCUGGAAGCCCAAGUCGUCUCCGCUUUUGGUCCUGAGCCAGGAUUAUUCGUUGAGAAGCCUGUAUCAACAGCUCGCCCCGUCGAACUGUGGCCAGUUGCCAAAAUAGUUCAGCAAUCAGGUAACAAGAUCGCUGUGGGCUAUAUGCUUCGCUAUGUCAAGGUCGUGCAGAAAGCCAUGUCUAUUAUACGCGACAAUGAUAUAAAGGUAAUGGCUGUAAAUGCUCGAUACAGCAUGGCUUACUCGAAGGUGAGAAAGACGGACUGGUGGAACAAAGCAAAGCAGUCUGGACCCCUUGUUGAGCAAGCAACCCACUUUUGUGAUCUUUGUCGAUAUCUCGGUGGAGAAGUUGACCUCGACACGGUAAGGGCAUGUGCGUUGGAGCAUUAUGAGGCGGCUGGGAAGUUGUCGAACAUGCUUGUGGACGAGUUACAGGUACCUGCUGAGGACCGUAUUCCUCGUGUAACUGCAGCAUUCUGGAAAUACCAAAGUGGUGCAGUGGGAUCACUCAUGCAUAUAGUCGCGCUGCAUGGUAUCAGAUAUACUAACGAGAUCGUCAUUAGCGGAGACGGCUUUCAGCUUCGCCUUGUUGAUCUCUAUAGAACGCCAAUACUCCAUGUAAGGACCCCGGCCUCAGAAGAAGAAGAGUCAUUCACCUUCCUCAAUGACGACCCAUUCUAUUCGGAGUUUGCAGCUCUGCUAGGCUCCCUCGGCUUCGGGCCUUGCCAAGAAGCUGCAGACGGAGUAGAAAGUGAGAGAGAUGAUGGGUGUGCUACCUCAACUCAAACUUUGUCAUCAUACGAAGAUGCAUGCAAAACAUACGAGUUUACAUGGAAAAUCCGCGACGAGAGCGAGAAGUCAAGCGAGCAGUUUCGCCGCAACUGA
Messenger RNA from Exophiala spinifera, 1221 nucleotides. RefSeq lists its product as uncharacterized. Lineage: Eukaryota; Fungi; Ascomycota; Eurotiomycetes; Chaetothyriales; Herpotrichiellaceae. Bases 1 to 1221 code for a protein of 406 amino acids. Gene Ontology annotation, molecular function: nucleotide binding. The record is from RefSeq and is a predicted model, not a curated record. The transcript is spliced from 4 exons.